Triticum urartu is the source of this 576-nucleotide messenger RNA. The record is from RefSeq and is a predicted model, not a curated record. Lineage: Eukaryota; Viridiplantae; Streptophyta; Magnoliopsida; Poales; Poaceae.
AUGCUCGACGCGUCGGGCGACGCCAAGCUCGGCGACUUCGGGCUGGCGAGGCUCGUCGACCACGGCGCCGAGCCGCGGACGACGCAGGUGGUGGCGGGCACCGUCGGGUACAUCGACCCGGAGCUCGUCAACGGCCGCAGGCCGAGCGCCGAGUCCGACGUGUACAGCUUCGGCGUCGUGCUCCUGGAGAUCGCCUGCGGCAGGCGGCCGACGUCGAGGGGGCCGGGUCAGGCCUCGGCGGCGCUGCUGGCGUCGGUGCGGGAGAUGUACCGCCGGAACCAGAUCCUUGACGCGGCAGACAGGAGGCUGGGCGGCGGGUUCGACAGGCCGCAGAUGGAGCGUCUGCUCGUGACGGGGCUUUGGUGCGCGCACCACGAUCCGAUGCAGCGGCCGUCGGUGACGCAGGCUGUCGAUGUGCUACGAUCUGAGGACACGAAGCUGCCGGUGCUUGAAGCGGUGCGCGGUUCUGGGGAGGGCGAGAUUCACUCCUUGGAGGGACAUGCUUAUGGUGAUCUGCCCGCCGAGGACUCUUCUCGUUUGCAUGAAACUGCGUACCCUACUUCUUCCGAGGACUGA